AUAACUUUUUCUGUUUAGUUUUUUCUGCGUAAAUAAGCUGUAAACAUGACCAAGGACACUAAGUAAAGUUAAAACAAACAACGAUUCUUGGCCUAUUUGAGCCACUCAAUGUUACUUACAUCCAGUCAUACAAUUUUCACGCUUUGAAAUUAAAUUAAUUUACUGUUUUUGCAGUUACGCCGUUUUCGAAUUUGCAAUACAUGAACGUAACUAGUCAUAUUUUCCGAAACGUGAUCUUCAAUAGUACUUUUUAAUGGGAGUAGAUCUUCUUUGUUGCAUCCUGUUUGUUCAUAGACUCAAUUGUUUACUAACAGCCUUUGAUACCUGAGACAGAAAAGUGAUGCCAUUACUGGAAAGCACAGUGAGUCAACCAAAGGAUGUUUCACAAGAUAGUGGACAACAUGUAAGUUCUCAAUAUUGGUGGUGUUACAUUAAUCAUCAACUUUAUGCUUAAGUUAAUCUGAAUGAUAAUCUCAAAGUGGUUCUGAUUGCAGAUAAGUGAUAUUUCACCAAGCAGAUUGCACAAAUCCAUGUCAGGUUCAAUCGUGAUUUUAAGUGUCCUAACAUUCUUUUUCAACUAAUGUCAUUGCCAUUCAGUUUGAUUUGAUCACAAUGAUCUUAUUAGGAGAAGUAUCUCUGGUUUAGCGUUUGUUGGUGCACAUAAACAUUAAACAAACAUUCAAAAGACCUGAACUAACCAGUGUUCACCAAUUUCGCCAACGCACAGGCGUUUCAGAUAUUUGGCUAUUUGAUUGUGCAGCGUCUCUUAGAACCAGCCCUUUCUGAAUUCGGAUGACCCUCAAAAUAACAGAGGACCUAUGGCGCGUCUUGUCGGUUUCUUCAGUUACCUUUAGGUCUCGGUACACAUCCAUUCCAAGAACUUAAUUCAGCGAGGCAUUAAUCCUACACAUAUGUCCUCCUUUUGGUGCGAUGGGCUGGCCAACAUGACGAGAUAACCAUCGAAUGGGCAAACUUUCCAGAAAAAUCGAUGUAUGUGGAACGUGGAUGCCGACGAGAGCCAGAGGACAUACAAAUUGGUUGGCCCAAUAAUUACAGAAAUUUCUAGAAGAGUGUCAGGGGACAUUCAAGAGCGAUGUCUUUCCAAAAGGCGUCGUCUUUGGUUGUCUGUCCUUGCACAGGUGACAUCUCUACGAUACAAAUAAAUCUGAAAUUCGUAAGAGCGUAAUUUGAAAAAAAACUCAACGACAUGCAGAAAAUGGACGGUGAACUACGCACGGAAGAUCUACCCGGAAAAAUGUUGAAAGAUGACCAUAAUAGGAGAACUACACUGACAGAAGUCGUCGUUCAACUAAAACCCAUAAACAACGUGGUUGCUGAAAAAGAAGCAGAAUUGCGUCAAUUAUGUGCUACUGAAUUUUCGCCUGCUUUAAUCAAAAACAUCAAAGACUUAAUUCACCUCGGAAUCGACGUGAAUGCAAAUGGAGAAGAAGAAAGGAACGCGAUGCAUUAUUUGUGCGAAUACAAUUCAAGUUCCAACCUAAUCGACGCUAUGAAACUGUUGGUCGAAGCCGGAAUCGACGUUAACGCAAAGGAAAAGGACGGAUGGAGUGCGCUCCAUUUUUUAUGUGAAAACAAUUCAAGUUCAAACUUGAUCGGCGCAAUCGAACUCUUGAUCCAAUCCGGAAUCGACGUGAACGCAACAGACAUGGAUGGAUGGAAUGCGCUUCAUUUUCUAUGUCGUUUUCAUUCAAGCUCAGACUUGAUCACAGCAAUUGAAAUCUUAAUCAAAAACGGAAUCGACGUAAACGCCAACGACAACAAAGGGUGGAAUGCGCUCCAUUUUUUGUGUCGACACAAUUUAAGCUCAACCUUAACCGACGCAGUUAAGAUCUUAAUUCAACAUGGGAUCAAUGUGAACACGAAGACCAACAAUGGAUCGAAUGCGCUCCAUUAUCUUUGCCGAAAUAAUUCAAGCUCGAACUUGAUCGACGUCAUUCGGAUCCUAAUCCAAAAGGGAAUACGCGUCAAAUGCAAUGGCCACGAUGCACGAUCUAUAUUACGCGGACGUCAUGGAAUAUGCAACCUGGACGGAAUCGUGAAAAUCCUGAACGUAGCAGCUCGUGGACAAGGUUAAGGCAACAAUGAUUAAACGCUCUUUCCGAACUUGAACGGUAAGUUAACCAAAACGUAUCCGUAGGUAGACUAAAUUUGUUUUUCCUAUUAUUUGUACUGUUGGCUGCAAUCAUUAUAUCUUUAAGGAGAAACAAUGUAGUUAGGGUAAAAGCUCAAAUAAAUCAUGUUGAAUAAUACAUAGAUUUACCUUU
Messenger RNA from Daphnia magna, 2285 nucleotides. Its product is annotated as putative ankyrin repeat protein RF_0381. The record is from RefSeq and is a predicted model, not a curated record. The coding region runs from base 1208 to 2095 and encodes 295 amino acids. The transcript is spliced from 3 exons. Lineage: Eukaryota; Metazoa; Arthropoda; Branchiopoda; Diplostraca; Daphniidae. Gene Ontology annotation, cellular component: cytoplasm; nucleus. Gene Ontology annotation, molecular function: protein binding.